Molecule: messenger RNA, 870 nt
Organism: Klebsormidium nitens
Lineage: Eukaryota; Viridiplantae; Streptophyta; Klebsormidiophyceae; Klebsormidiales; Klebsormidiaceae
Source: the annotation of a GenBank genome assembly
AUGAAGUUCUCCGCAAUCGUCAUCUGCUACACAACCUUCUACCGUUACGACGACCUAAUGGCACUCACCUGGCAGAACGUCAAAAUUCUUCCUACCCACGCCGAACUCUUUAUCCCCGACAGCAAAACCGACCAAUACCUUCGGGGCGAUACUACUUUCAUUGCUCGCCUGGGGGGCCGCUACUGCCCCGUUGCCUUGCUUGAACGCCUCCUCAAAGUUGGUCAAUACCCUGCCCGUGGCCCCGGGUCCCUCAUCCGCUCAACCAUCGUCUGCCCUCCCACCCAACGCCUCAAAUCCAACACUCCCUGUUACGACACGGUCCUGAGUUGGUUCAAGGGCGCCGCUUCCCUUCUUGGUUUAGACCCUUCUCUUUACGGGACUCAUUCCGGCCGGCGCGGCGGCGCGACGGGCGCGGCCGCGCACAAUGUUCCCGAUCGCCUGUUCAAGCGCCACGGCCGUUGGCGCUCUGACCGGGCGAAGGACCUGUACGUGCGGGAAACACUUCAGGCCCGCCUCGCUACGACUCGCAACCUCGGCCUGCAAGAGGAUAUCCCGAUCGCCCAACUUCGCGCGUUCGAGUCCGAGGCUUGCUUCUUUUACAUCGUUGCCUGUUCGUCUUCAGCUCUGCAUCCUGGCGUUCCCGCGUACCAGCAGUUUCCGGCGUCCUCCGUACCUGGCGUCACGGCGCCCUCGUCGCUCCCCCCCGCCCGGCGUUUCAUCCGGCGGGCCCCUGUUCCGGCGAUCCGGCGUUCCGGCGGACUGGCGGCGUGUCGAAGAUGGCGACUCGGCGGCGUCCUGAAGACGGCGACCGAGCGGUGCUUCGUCGUCGGCGGCCCGGGCGUUGCCCCAGUUUCGUUUAGUUUAGUUUAG